UCAACUCGCGUCUUCCCUCUGGUGUUGGAAUCUUCACCGUUGAUCUGCUCCACCAUGCUCUAAAUAAGAUUCACGGCCAAGAUCGGUUUAUAAUUGAUAAACGCGUCCUUUUCCAUCUCAAACCCCUGCUUCUUAACGCUAUCCACAACCACGAAUCAUUACCUUACCUUCUGAAUUUAUCUGAAAUAGCCGCCAGGAUAUUUGAAAUCGAGAGGUGGGGUGAACUUCUUGACUAUCUUUUACACGCCCUUAACACGAACUUCGAAACAAGGCAAGAAAUGGCACUCAGGGUGUUAUCGACUUUGCCCGAGUCGAGGGAAGAGUGUCUCGGGGCAUACAUAUUUUGGUGGGCCAACCAUAAGUCGCUUAACGUUAGAUUCGGCGAGCUAUUUGAUUCCCCCAAUCUCAACAUCCAGGCUCUGACAUUCGAUGCCUCCGUUAAAUUGGUACGCCUGCUGCACCGAUGGAGGUUUUACAGCGAAAUCGAUGUCCUAUUACCAAAGAUGAUUUCCUUCCUGCGAGCAUUUCACUUGGACGGUCGAACCCAUAUCGUGGAACCAAGAAUAAUGGAUUUGGUGGAAUUGGCUAGAUAUCAUACGGACCGUUUUUUGAUGCAACUUGAUGUUGUCUUGGACUGCAUGUUCCGAAUUGCCGUGACUGCAGAUGGCAACAUUUUUCUCACGUUCCAAGCGAUUAAAAUAUUAAGAUGCUCGAUGAACAGGCUUUGAGGCGAGUUUCAGAGUUUCUUGUUGAACUUUCUGCGGAGGCUAGAUGCAGUAUUUUCCAGAAUUGCGUGCGCUUGCUGCUUUGUAUCGCAGAUGUUCCUGCUUGGUAUGAUGUAGAGAGUACAUCGAGUGGAUAUAUGGGGAUCUCAGAGAAGUAUCGCCUAGGAAAGUUCUUAUUGUUCCGGGUCUGCUGGCAUUCACCCGAAGACAUACCACUUUCCAUUGGAUUUGAGAUGGUACCACAGUAUUUGAUUUCUGAAAAUUGGCAGGUUCGUCACGCAGGACUGAUUGUCUUCGCUGCAACUGUAAGCGCAUGUGGCCGGCCCGAAAUGAUAUGUGACCAUGCUGAGAGGGUGCUAGAGAUCUCGCUGACUGAUGCCCACCCUCGCGUUCUUUGGGCUGCGAUUGAUGCAAUUAUAUGUCUAACUUCAGACUCCGAUCAAAAGCAUGUCCGAUAUCUAAAUAAGUUCGUCCCGAGACUAGUCGCCAUAAUUAGAUCAGCUUCAAUUUAUCCCCGUUUGCAGUUGCAUGCUGUUAUAGUAACUGGUCGCUUGAUUAAAUAUUGCGGCGAUGAAGAAGUGAAGUCGUUCUCGGAAGAUCUGGUGCCUGAAUUGCUAAAAUUUCUAAAGUUUUAUGCAAAUAACCACCUGCAGCGAGGAGGGAAGUUCCGGGAAGAAGCUACGGAAACUCUGAGACCAUUGGCAGUAUCAUUUUCGGUUGUUUUACGCAAGUACUAUCAGGAGACAGUAGAUUCCUUGAAACCGCUUAUAUCUCAAUUAUUGCUUGGGGCAAAAUCCAUAGAAUCCUUGAGUUAUAUUUUCUCAGCGUUUCUCUGGGACCACUCUGCUCUGUCUCUUUUAAAAAAUGCUGGAGAGGUUUUUCUAGUUGUGUUUCGAAUUGCAAAUAAUUGGACGGAUACCGACCGGAGAUUAAAAAUUCACAUCUUGAAGGCAUUGUCCCAGUUGUGCAGACUACCGCGGCUGGAAGCUGACAAAUUUCUUAAUGAGAUCAUGCCUUUGUUGAUUCCGACUCUUGAAGAUAUUGAUCCCUACAUGUUUGGCUUCAAAUAUUCCCUUCAGCUCUAAGCAGAUCCUUAAUUUUUUUUUUCUUUUUAUCAUUGUUGCCGUCAGCUUUAGGCAUAUGUAAAAGGUUGGCAGGCACCAGCAUUCCUAACAAUAUAUUGAUGUUUUGUAGAAGUUGACCAUUACUAAGAAAAUUCCGACUUGCCCUCAGCUGAAGCUUUUGGCCAUUGAUUUAAUUUCAAAGUUUGCUGUUCGA
This is a messenger RNA of Prosopis cineraria, 2003 nucleotides long. Its product is annotated as importin subunit beta-3-like. The transcript is spliced from 7 exons. Gene Ontology annotation, cellular component: nucleus; cytoplasm. The record is from RefSeq and is a predicted model, not a curated record. The coding region runs from base 707 to 1810 and encodes 367 amino acids. Lineage: Eukaryota; Viridiplantae; Streptophyta; Magnoliopsida; Fabales; Fabaceae. Gene Ontology annotation, biological process: protein import into nucleus. Gene Ontology annotation, molecular function: nuclear import signal receptor activity.